This is a messenger RNA of Hydra vulgaris (swiftwater hydra), 609 nucleotides long. NCBI's taxonomy places the organism in Eukaryota, Metazoa, Cnidaria, Hydrozoa, Anthoathecata, Hydridae. The record is from RefSeq and is a predicted model, not a curated record.
AGAAAGACUAAAUUUAAAAAAAGAGUUUAAAAGAUGAUUGUGGUUGCAAAUAAGCCAAUGUGUUCAUUGUAUUCCAUAUACAAGAAUGUAUCAAAGGGUUUUAAAGCUUUGGUCAAACAGGAAAAUCAUUUUGGAACUUUUUGUAAUAAUUUUACCUUAAUAUCUCACCCGGUUUGCAAGCCAAAUAAUUAUCUUAUGCAAUUUCAAUACGGUAAACAUUACUAUGGUAACAAGAAUUUAUACCGAAUGCAAAGUUUUUUUAGCAUUUCUCAAAACUGUUUACAUAAAAACAUUUUACUCCCACCAUCACCACUUACUUAUAAUCAAUAUAAAUCAAUAACAACUAAAAGUCGACUAGGAAAAAUCAAAAGUUGCAAAGCUGUUUUAAAACGUUUUCGAAGGGUGCGAGGUGGUUAUCUAAAAAGAUGGAGACCAGGAAAACAUCAUAAAAUGUUAAAAAAAUCCAGCUGGAGAAAAUUCAGACUAAGAGGUAGCAUAUUAGUGAAGCGAAAAUCUCAUCUGAGAGUGCUUAACAAAAUGAUGUAUAAACAUUAGAAUUUUGCAGAAAUAUAUAUAUAUAUAUAUAUAUAUAUAUAUAUAUAUAUAUAU